Mercenaria mercenaria is the source of this 771-nucleotide messenger RNA. RefSeq lists its product as uncharacterized. The record is from RefSeq and is a predicted model, not a curated record. NCBI's taxonomy places the organism in Eukaryota, Metazoa, Mollusca, Bivalvia, Venerida, Veneridae. Bases 149 to 598 code for a protein of 149 amino acids. The transcript has 6 exons. Gene Ontology annotation, molecular function: metalloendopeptidase inhibitor activity.
UAUGCAUAAAAUAUGCAUCUAUUUUAAGAACCUUAUUUAUUACCCCGUCAUUCGAGCAUCCAACAGACAGUUAAUCAUUUUCAGCGUAGAGACUAUAAUUUUCAGUUUGGCAUUGUAUCUGGAUAACGGACAACUGUGAAAACAGAUAAUGUACAGAUCAGUGGGUUUAGCAUUGCUGGUCCUGGCCGGCAUUAUAAAUUCUGCCUCAGCAUGCUCUUGUGUACCUCGGCCUGAAAAGUACUUGUUCUGCAAGAAUGAUUUUGCUGUAGCGUUUCAGGUCAAGGACAGUGGUACAGUUGAAGGCGAAUUCAACGUUUAUCAGGUGGAUUUGCUCCACAUGUAUAGAACUGUGCCGUUUGAAAACUUAGAUACAGAUAGGAUAAUGACAGCAGGUGAUAAUCUCCCGUGUGGAGUUGCAUUUAUUCCAAAUGCAUUCUAUGUUAUCUCAGGAAAUUACAAUGUAACAUCUGGUCAGCCAACACGAAUGCAAGCCCAUUUCUGUGAGCUACUCCUAAUUUUUCCUAACGAUCCAAGGCUUACAUACACACCUCCUGAGUGUGAUACACCAGGGUCACAGAAUGGAUACUCUGGCGGGUAAUAUUAACCAUAAAUGAGCAGCCUAGAGGAUGAAAUUGAAUCGGUACAACACAUAAUUAACAUUUGAUGAUAAUGAUUCUUUAGCAGAAAAUAAAGCAAAUUUUAUAACUUUUACUGAAGAGGACGAUGUAUUAAAUGUUAAAUAUAUAAAGAUUAAAACAAUGUAGAAAAUGA